CGCCUCCCCUUUAAGGCGCGGCGGCUGGCGCUGGCGUCCCCGCUGCUCGCGGCGGCCGCUCGGCAGCGAGGCCGCGGCGCUCGCCAUGGCCGCCCCGCCGCCGCCCCGCGCCCGCCGCCCGGCCCCGCCGCCCGCCGCGCUGCCGCCGCCGCCGCUGCCGCCGCUGCCCCUCCUCGCCCUGCUGCUGCUGCUGCUGGCCGGGGCGCCCCGCGGGGCCCGCGCUUUGACAUGUUUGUGCUCCAACUGCAACCAAGCAAAUUCCACGUGUGAAACGGAUGGCGCGUGCAUGGUCUCCGUCUUUAACCUGGAUGGCGUCGAACAUCACGUUCGGACCUGCAUUCCUGAAGCGAAGUUGGUUCCUGCUGGGAAACCCUUCUACUGCCUGAGUUCAGAAGACCUACGUAAUACUCACUGCUGCUACUCUGAUUUUUGCAACAAAAUUGAUUUAAUGGUUCCCAGUGGACACCUGAAAGAUAAUGAACCCCAGUCGAGCUGGGGUCCUGUGGAGCUGGUGGCGGUGAUUGCUGGGCCUGUCUUCCUUGUGUUUGUUGUCAUGAUCAUAGUAGUCUUUGUUUUUCAUCACCAUCAACGAGUCUAUCACAAUCGGCAGCGGUUGGACAUGGAAGAUCCCUCUUGCGAAAUGUGCCUGUCGAAAGAUAAGACCUUGCAAGAUCUAGUCUAUGAUCUCUCCACCUCUGGCUCUGGCUCAGGUUUGCCGCUCUUCGUCCAACGGACCGUAGCUCGAACUAUCGUCCUUCAGGAGAUCAUCGGUAAAGGCCGCUUUGGGGAAGUGUGGCGUGGCAGGUGGCGUGGAGGUGACGUAGCUGUGAAAAUCUUCUCCUCGCGCGAGGAGCGCUCCUGGUUUAGGGAAGCGGAGAUAUAUCAGACUGUUAUGCUGCGACAUGAGAACAUCCUGGGAUUUAUUGCUGCAGAUAACAAAGAUAACGGAACGUGGACCCAGCUGUGGCUUGUCUCUGAUUACCACGAGCAUGGAUCCCUCUUCGACUACCUUAAUCGGUACACGGUGACUAUCGAGGGGAUGAUUAAACUUGCCCUGUCUGCUGCUAGCGGAUUGGCCCAUCUGCACAUGGAGAUUGUGGGUACUCAGGGGAAGCCUGGGAUUGCUCAUAGAGACUUGAAAUCCAAGAACAUUUUGGUGAAGAAGAAUGGCACGUGUGCCAUCGCUGACCUUGGUCUGGCUGUCCGGCACGAUUCUGUUACCGAUACAAUUGAUAUUGCGCCAAAUCAAAGGGUUGGAACCAAACGAUAUAUGGCCCCUGAAGUCUUGGAUGAAACCAUUAACAUGAAGCAUUUUGAUUCAUUUAAAUGUGCGGAUAUUUAUGCCUUAGGCUUGGUCUACUGGGAGAUCGCUCGAAGGUGCAAUGCAGGAGGUAUCCAUGAGGAAUAUCAGCUUCCGUACUAUGACCUUGUACCCUCUGAUCCUUCUAUUGAGGAGAUGCGGAAAGUUGUAUGUGAUCAGAAACUACGGCCCAACAUCCCAAACUGGUGGCAAAGCUACGAGGCGCUGCGGGUCAUGGGUAAGAUGAUGCGAGAGUGCUGGUACGCCAACGGAGCGGCUCGGCUCACAGCCCUCCGCAUUAAGAAAACCCUCUCACAGCUCAGUGUCCAGGAAGAUGUGAAAAUCUAGCCCCUGAGCCCCAGCAUGAGGAAACUGCACAAAAGCUGCCAUGCUAGAGUAGACGUGUGAUGGAGGCCUACCUCGUGUUUCUGCCCAACCUACUGCUACCAACCAGACAGCGUGACCUACAGGCUGCUAGGUGGGAUGAGGAAGCCUAUUGAAUUGCUCUCUUCCCUACUUGGGUAUGAAACAAUCAGAAACCUUUUAUGAUCACCUCCUGACAGCACGAAGACUUGAGAGGGACUUGCCUUGAGGGAUCUCAGCCAUGAUCGUAACUUUUGUUUCUUUAAUGGAAAUCCCUGUAAAGUUCGGUGUGUUUGGUGCACCCCUUGGCCGGUGUUUGUGGCCUGGGUGCUCGGUGCUGGGAGUGGGAAGGGAAAGGGAAGGUUUUCUUGCCGUACUCUGAGGAUUUUCCAGGGACUGGCACAUUAAUGCAGAAAAAGCAUUGAAAAACAAAUGGUGCUCCCUUCUGAGAGGCUGAGCCUGGACAGUUUAUCAGCUUCAUGAAACCAUUUCCCUCCUUUUUCUUAAGCUUGAAAAAUCCUAAGACAAAAAAUCCGACUGGCUGUCAGUGUGCGCAGUGGUGUAUGCAUGCGCAGGACGCGCGUGUCCCCCGUGCCUGUUCAUCUCCUUCCGUAGACGUGCGUGUCUGCCUGUAGGGUCGCUCAUCUCCGUUUGUGCUUUCUGUGCAUGUGCAAAUCUAGAGUGUCCUUUUUUUGAGCUGUGCGUGCUGGUGCUCUCCUUGUUCAGUAGUGAGCGUUGUCUAGCUUGGACAGGCUGCUCGAAACCAGAUCCUUAGCUCUCCUGUGGGUGCCUUGCUGUCCGCGCGCCGGCUGCAGGAACGUCCCGUCGGGUUGCCUCACUGCCACCCCUUCCCUUUUUUAAAAAACAAAACGGAACAAAACAAAUGAGGAACUGACUUCACUCCUGGAAUCCAGGCUUGUGUCUUGAGCCCCUGGGGUUUAUAAUUCCUGGUAGCGUGAAAAGAGGCCUGGGGCGGGGGGGAUGCCGCGGAGCUGAGAUGCGCGUCCGAGAGCAGGCGCUGCGCCUGGCUGCGAGGAGACCGGGCUGCCGGGAAGCGCAGGGUAUCGUUCCUGCGGGAAUCCGAUUCCCGAGUCCACCACGGGGCAUCCGAGCGGGAGCGAUGCGCAGCUUGAGGCAGGCUGUUAGGGUCUGGGCUGCGAGGAGCUGGGUGCCUGCAGACUGGUCGUGCUCUGCCGGCGCCCCGCAGGCUCUGACGGCAGGUCGUGGGCUUGGAAAUUAGUGUCCAUCUUUUUAAUAUACAUAUAUAAAUAUCUCAUAAUCUGGAAGUGGCUGUGUAUAACUUGUGGGGUGGGGGGAACUGCAUGACUUUUAUUUUAAUUAAAUAACCGAUCAGGGUGAAGGAGAGUUGAUUUGACUGUUGUCUACAGCUGGGCUUAGCAAAGGUGGAAGUAGCCGAGGACUGAAUCUGUAGCGCUGAUUGCGACACUGAGGGCAAUCGUGGAAGUAUCAGUUGUUUGUUGGCUAGGUCAGUAUCUAUGGUAUAUAACUCUGAAGCCAUAACUUUUAACUGGAGUGGUUUUGAUUAUUUUUUUAUUUUAUGGGAGGGUCUGGAUUUUAACUUUUUUUAAUAUUGUUAAUUCUUUAUAAGAAAAGAAAAACAAUCUAUAAUUAUUACCUCUCAACCUGUUUGUUUGUAAAGAAAUCACUGCAAAAAAGGAAAAAAAACCAAAUGCACACAGCUCGAUUUACACUGGAACUGUUUCUACUCAAACCUUGAGCCUGCUCUGUAAGGUGAGGUUUCAUCUCUGCUCCGGCCACCGGGGUUAAUUUCUUUCUUUCUUUUUUUAUUUUCCUCUUUUUAAACACUCUGUUCUUGCCGUCUGUGUAUCUGUGUGUCUGUCUUCUCCCAGACCCCCUCUCUUGUCUGUGAUUUUUUUACCUGUGUCAAGUGCGAGGUGUUUUUUGCAUCACGUUUGGAGCCGUUUUUGCAUUCUCCCGUGGAUUUUAACUGUCGGGCAGUGCAAAGCUGUCUCGGGAGGGUCUGCAGACUUCAGACUGGUUCAUGGAGCGGUGCGGAGUGUGCGCUUUGUGAAUGUACAGCUUCCCUUCCCUUUCCGAUUUGUUCUGACUUGUUUCUCAGCCAGAGGUUACCGUGCGUCUCCAGUACCAUGCAUCCCUUCACCAAACCCCUCUGCAUUUAGGAACCGGGGGUGGUGGGCCCUAAGAUACCCAAAAGGCUCCUCAGCCGCGGUAGGAGGACCCUUCCCGGCGGGUCGGGGAGGAGGCGAACUGCCGUAGGAAAGCCCAUCACGCCGGUAGGUACGUGUGCCGCGAGCGUCCCGGGUCCCCGCGUCCGAGCGCGAGUCUCCCGUCCCCGUUAACUGUGCCGGCUGCUGCUCGAGGACACUAAAAUCAGCUACGUGACUUGCACUGACUCACUCACCCGCUCCUCCUGUAGCCACACAUGCACCUGCCUCAACGCUAAACCAAACAGCAGCCAGCGGAGCGGAGGGGGCGAGGGCGGGGUGGCGGUGCCCCCUCCGAGGAGCGCUGCUAAACCAGCCUCCGUUGCAGAGACGGAUGCCAUCGCAGGAUGGUCCAGCAGAGUAGGAUCCGAGACGGAAACGCUGACUAUGUAGCAUUUAUACAGCACUUUUCAUGCAAACACGUGCCAGUGAGGUGCAGUCGUUACUUAGCUGAGCGGUAGCAAACAUAGGAAUCGCUGCCCGGCUCUGAAACGUAUCGCGGCUCAGAGGUGGCCGCAGCCGCUGUUACAGGACGCGACACUACAGACGGCUCAGGAUGGGACCGAUGCCGCCUCAGUUCACGCGGGGAGCGGGAGACUCGGCUCUUUGGGAGGAACGGCUGGGGAGAGGCAGAGACAGACCUCGUGCUUCUCGGCUGUGGCGCAGGGUUCAGCAGUGGUACGCUGGCUUCAGAACAGAUCUCUUGGUACUUAUCUGCCCCUUUUAUUUGUUUGGUUUUGUACAUUUUAUUAGAAAUGGACUGUAAAAUAGCCACUUAGACACUUUACCUCUUCAGUAUGCAAAUGUAAAUACAAUGUAAUAUAGGAAAUCUUUUGUUUAAUAUAAAACGAGGCUGUCGAUUUCUGCUGUACAUUAUUAAAAGUUUGUUUUAUUCA
This is a messenger RNA of Dromaius novaehollandiae (emu), 4766 nucleotides long. It is a transcript of the gene ACVR1B, whose product is annotated as activin A receptor type 1B. Lineage: Eukaryota; Metazoa; Chordata; Aves; Casuariiformes; Dromaiidae. The transcript has 9 exons. The record is from RefSeq and is a predicted model, not a curated record. Gene Ontology annotation, biological process: protein phosphorylation; activin receptor signaling pathway; nervous system development. Gene Ontology annotation, cellular component: plasma membrane; activin receptor complex. Bases 86 to 1648 code for a protein of 520 amino acids. Gene Ontology annotation, molecular function: activin binding; ATP binding; activin receptor activity, type I.